This is a messenger RNA of Penicillium digitatum Pd1, 471 nucleotides long. Its product is annotated as AP-1 complex subunit sigma. Gene Ontology annotation, cellular component: AP-1 adaptor complex; intracellular membrane-bounded organelle. Gene Ontology annotation, biological process: vesicle-mediated transport; protein transport. NCBI's taxonomy places the organism in Eukaryota, Fungi, Ascomycota, Eurotiomycetes, Eurotiales, Aspergillaceae. The record is from RefSeq and is a predicted model, not a curated record. Gene Ontology annotation, molecular function: clathrin-cargo adaptor activity.
AUGCCUCUCCAUUAUCUGAUUCUGCUCUCCCGACAGGGCAAAGUGCGCCUCGCCAAGUGGUUCACCACCCUCUCCCCCAAGGAGAAGGCCAAGAUCAUCAAGGAUGUAACCCAGCUGGUGCUGUCCCGCCGGACGCGGAUGUGCAAUUUCCUGGAAUACAAAGACUCAAAAGUCGUCUAUCGUCGCUAUGCGUCUCUCUUCUUUAUCGCUGGCUGUGCCUCGACCGAUAACGAGCUGAUCACACUCGAGGUAGUGCACCGCUACGUCGAGCAGAUGGACAAGUACUACGGCAAUGUCUGUGAGCUGGACAUCAUCUUCAACUUCCAGAAAGCAUACUUUAUUCUCGAUGAGUUAAUGAUUGCGGGGGAAAUGCAAGAGACCAGCAAGAAGAAUGUGCUUCGCUGUAUCAGCCAGCAGGAUAGUUUGGAAGAUAUGGAGGUUGAGGAAGAUGUGGUCACCAAGAUCAUGUAA